Messenger RNA from Gryllus bimaculatus (two-spotted cricket), 321 nucleotides. The record is from the annotation of a GenBank genome assembly. Lineage: Eukaryota; Metazoa; Arthropoda; Insecta; Orthoptera; Gryllidae.
AUGAAGUGCCCGAUAUUCGUACCUGUUGUAGCCUACCAAAAUGUCUCGUACCCUGGCAUGGAAAUGUACUCGGCCACUAAGCACGCAGUGAGAGUACUGACGGAAGGACUACGGAAGGAGCUGGUCACUGCCAAGAGCAAAAUUCGCGUCACGAUAGACUUUAGACAAUCAAAGUGGGAAUAUGUGUAUUUGGUGCGCCUCAAACUGAAAAGCUCAAACUUUGAAUUUGUUUUAUUCACAGGUCCACGAGAUGAUACUGAAGCCCCUUGGAGAAGAGUGAUUAUUCGCAAAACUGGAGUGACUAUUUAUUGGAAAACUUAC